UUUUGUUCUCCUGCAAGCAGAGUGUGAGCAGCGGCUCACCCUUAUCUGAUAAAUACCUCAGCUCUUCUUCUCGUUAGAGAAAAAGCUGCCGUUCAUCUUCUCCUCUGCUUUGCUGCAGCUGAUCCAUCUGUCACUCAACUACAGCCCGGGCGCCACCAUGAGCUUACGGAAACUCGGUUUCAAAUGGUUUGGCAGCCUGACCAACAUCUCUUUUCGUCGCUCCACUGACAAAUCGGACUCAAAGGCCUCGAAGUCAAAGGCUGGAGAUGAUGGUGAAUGUGCUGCCUCGGGUAAGUUGAGUCCGGUUGUCGAGACAACGCUGGACGAUCUGGGGGCAAUGCGUCCUCGCACUGCCAGCUACGUCCGCUCCAGUGAGGACUACACACAUGUGGGCACGCUUCCUCGGCUGCUGAUGAGAAAGAGGGAUAAAAGCAGCAAAGCAAUCUCCAGCAGCAGUAAAAAGACUAAAGACAAGAGCAGCGUCAGCAGAAGUCAAAGCCAGAGACCAGCAGGAGACAAGAAAGAGGUUUCACAGACACUUAUAGGUUCCUUGUCCAAGACAUCUGAGGUUAAAGCGGAAGUCACUGCUGACACAGGGUUGAAAGAAGUCCCUUCAGCUGAGGGUGCAGAACAUGACCCGGAUGUUACUUCAGCUGAUUCCAAGACGCAGUCUGAACCCGUAGAAGAUCCCACAAUCAACCAAAGCAUCCAGUCUGGAAACAAUACUGCCAGUGAGGAAGUGCUACCAUCUGGUGGUUCAGAUGUAGUACAUCAGUUGGAGGAGAAGAAAGUGUCCAACCCUGAAGAGAUUCCUGUCAGUCAAGAAAGAGAAGAAACUAUUGAAAGUGAUGGAUUAGAGCUAAAGGAGGAUGAACAGGAAGCAAAGAUGGAUGAAGGAGACGACAUUUACUGCCACAUGAAGCCGGCAGAAACCCACGCAGAACAAGUUCAGUUCUCAAAGGAGAAAUACUUGCUGGAGUCUCCGCCAGAGAAACUUCGUAAAGAACUGGAAGAGGAGUUGAAGCUGAGCCCUGCUGACAUCCGGAGCCAUGGCUGGUACCAUGGACACAUCCCCAGAGAGGUCUCUGAGUCUCUGGUUUUGCGAAACGGUGAUUUCCUUGUGCGAGACUCCCUGACCAAUGUCGGCGAUUACGUUCUGACCUGUCGAUGGGACAAUGAGGUGCUCCACUUCAAGAUCAGCAAAGUUCUGGUGAAAUCAAAUGAGACUAAGGUGCAGUACGUGUUGGAGUCAGACAGCUUCGACUCUGUUCAGGAGCUCGUGCGCUUUUACGUGGGCCAACGCAAAGCCGUCUCGCAGUCCAGCGGCGCCCACAUCUACUGUCCCGUCAGCAGGACUCUACCUCUGCGCUACCUGGAGGCGACCUUCGCCCUGUCCAACAGCAAGCACAGCUCCGCCUACUCGCCGUCCAGCCAGAGGGGGGCGUACAUCAAGCGACGGAGCGUCACCAUGACGGACGGGCUGACGACAGAAAAGAUGAUGCCUCACAGCCCAUCAACUAUUCACCACCAUAAAGACGCAAUGCGCAAUUGUGCGAUGAGCAUGGACCAGAUUCAGGAGUACCGCUGCCCCUUGUCGCCUGUCGGGGAAACCCCGCUGUCUCCUGCGUAUAGUGCUGUCACCAGGCAGAGAGCCCACUCCGGCGGACGGGCCCUGGCCGUCGUCCCUCCCUCCCCCGUGAUGCGCCGUUCCAGCGACCCUCAGCUCAGCCCCUUGGACGGCAGCACUCCCGCACAAUAUCCCACGCAAACGUCUCACCCGGUACACUCCUCGCCUGCCCAUCAUUCCGCCUACCAAUCGCAGUCGUCGGAGACGGCUGGAAGUUACUGUGACCUCAGACCCUGCCCCUGCGGGCCGCCCAAGCCCCCAACUAAGAGCUACGUUGAGCGACUGCGAGUUGAAGAACUGAGGAAAGGCGAAGGCAGAGAAGGAGACGGGACAUCUGUUGCCCCGCUGGUGGAGUCGACCUCCUUAUUCAGGCCAUCCAGGUAUGAGUCUAGUCUGCUUCCUGCUGAAAAUAAGCCUCUGGAGAUGUCAGUCCUGAAGAGAGUCAAAGAGCUGCUGGGUGAAGUCGAUGCCAGUACCGCAGCUAAACACAUCACACUUGUCGACUGCAAGGUUGCUAGAAUAUUAGGUGUAACGACAGAGAUGCAAAGGAUGAUGGGAGUGUCCUCAGGGUUGGAGUUACUGACUUUACCACAUGGGCAUCAGCUGAGACUUGACCUGCUGGAGAGGUUCUACACCAUGUCUAUCAUGAUGGCCGUGGACCUCCUCGGCUGUACAGGAAGUACAGAGGAGAGAGCGGCCCUGCUGCAUAAGACCAUCCAGUUAGCAGCAGAACUGAAAAGUAACCUGGGAAACAUGUUUGGUUUUGCGGCUGUGAUGAGAGCCCUGGAGAUGCCACAGAUUUCCCGCCUGGAGCAGACGUGGGUGACUUUACGCCAGAGACAUACAGAGGGCGCUAUACUGUAUGAGAAGAAACUCAAGCCGUUCUUGAAAAACAUGAACGACGGCAAAGAGUCCAGUGUCAUGUCCAGCACCUCCUUCCCCCACGUCCUCCCAGUCCUCUCUCUACUGGAGCGAGGCGCUGCCGUCGGGGAGGUGCUCGAACCCUGGGAAAGCUCCGAGGCCGGCGUGGACGUGGUCAUGCACCACCUAGAGGCCGCACGUACCAUUGCACAUCACGGGGACAUCUACAAAACGACCGCUGAGACCAAGCUGCAGGGACUCCAGGAGCGAGCCGAGAUACACGAGGUCUUCCAGACGGAGUUUCAGAUGCGUCUGCUGUGGGGCAGCCGCGGGUCCGAGGGCAACCAGUCGGAGCGCUACGAGAAGUUCGACAAAGUCCUCACAGCUCUGUCGCACAAACUGGAGCCUCCCGUGCGCCACAGCGAGCUAUAGCAUCAGCCCCGAAACUCCAGAUCGCCAAAACACUCUUGUUGCACUUACCACUCCCGGUGUGGUAUGGUUUUAUUUUGUGUCGGAAGUGGGGGAUGAUGAUGAUGAUGUGAAAGAAGCAGAAAUGAAUGAGGAGGCAGCUAAAAGUGCACGAGGAGAUUUCUUUACUUAGAACAAGUGUGGCACUCACUGUGGAAAUGGAAAAAAAAAACAAAACAAAACAAAAAAAAAAACGCGUGUACCUCCCUGUGGACUAACCUGCUAAAAUAUUUAAGUCUGAGGGAAAAGCUGUUCGAUGGGAACAUGUGUACGGUGGGAACUGGGGGCCAGACGAAGCUGCGAAAUUUGGCAUCGCUCCAGUAAAAGUGAAACUUACGACUGCUGUCACAAACUUCGGCCGAGAUAACCGUAACGUUUUGCAUAGCUCUCGGGAUGUUUAGUCUGCGUGAGUAUGCGUGCGUCGAUAAGCCUGCUCCUCCAUUUUUGUUUCUGUUCUUUUAUUUAUUUGUUUUUUUUAAUAAUAUCAAAACACUGUGGCCACUUCCACAUGAAACUCAUGAAUCUCUCAGUGCUAAUCACGAAGGAACCCUGCUAAUAAGACCUCAUUCAAUAUGGAUCACGCAAUCCCAUCUAGUUCUAUUAAAAAUGUACCAGGCAUGCAUUAAUAAAUGCAGAUUUAAUGCAGCAACUUUAACAUGAAACCUCAGUGUGGACAAAGUGACCUUUCGUCUCAUCUGGCUGCUUAAUAUAUUUGAUAUUGUGGAUUGUGGAUCAUGUACUUUCAAAAAGUAGCCAAAAGCAGCAUCGUGAAGAAGACUACCUGGGAAUGUAUUCAUUUUAAAUUUAAUUAAAGCAAUGUUUCACUUAUUUGGGAGCAUUUAUGAACAUGUUACAGUUUGCAAAGCUUGGCCAAAACAGUCGAUGCACGCUGCUGUAAAUGUUGCACCGAGUUUAAUGUUGCUUUAAUAACAAUCUAAACACGCGUGUCAAAUAUACGAAGCGAUGAAAGGACCCUGCGAUGAUGUACUGUUUAUGAGACUCAUAAGGCAGAGAAAGUACAAGUGUCCGUCUCAGCAAAAUGACAAGUUCAUUUUGUUUUUGUAAUCCAGUUCGAAAAGUGACAGGGUUUGGAUCUAAGUAUGGCAAGGAAAAGUUUAGUGGAAGGAAAAUGUAUAAGGAAAAAGAAGACAAGAUGCAGGGAUAAUUGCAGCCUUUUGGAGUUGGAUGUAAUCUGUGACUGGAGUGAGUCUGUUGCUUCAGAUCAUAGUUUCUCAAUAGGCACACAAUGACAGACAAAGUGUGUCUUGAGAAGGUUGCUGAACAAAACGAUGUGGCCCCACAAACUGCAGCAUUCAUCUGUGUGAGAUGUGGUGUUUUCUCCUAAGGGAAACUUUAUACGCCGCCUUGAUCUUGGUGAUGCAAUUUUCCUGCAGGUGUGCAGUCCGAAUGCACUUAGUGCUUCAGAUACAUACGCCGUUAUAAUAGUCCAUCCUAUGUUGUUAUGGUGGUUAUCAGAUUUUGCUGAUUAACCUUUUUUUCAAACACUGGAUUAUGAUACAAUGUCACUUUUUGAGUUAAAUUACAGAAAUAAAUUCAUCUCAAGAUAACACUGUAUUUUACAGAGAUGCAACUGGGUGUCAUGUUUAAUUUAUGGUUAGCUUGAAUGAUGGCUGUAUGUUUUUCAGUUUAUGUUUCAACAAUAGAGCUAAAAUAAUUGGAAUGACACCUGUUUUACUUUAAAGUAUUUUUGCCGUAAACUGGUCUGAGGAGGCUGUCGACGUCUCUCAGAGCUAUGCAAUCUUUUCAGCUGGGAGCUCUCAAGAUAUUUAAGGAAUUUUAAUUUUCAAAUAGGCAAUUGGAGAUAUCACUUCCGAUAUCAAAUCAGCUUUUUCCCGAAAAUGUUCCAUCUACACCCCCACAGUUGUGUAUUCGAACUUUUCUGUGGAUGUUGGAUCCAAUGAUCUGUUCUGGAGAGUUGGUGCCAUGUGCCACUUCCAACAGGAGAGGGCGCACUUUAGUCAGCAAAAAAUGUAAAAAAAAAAAAAAAAAA
Messenger RNA from Poecilia latipinna (sailfin molly), 4967 nucleotides. It is a transcript of the gene sh2d3ca, whose product is annotated as SH2 domain containing 3Ca. Gene Ontology annotation, biological process: positive regulation of peptidyl-serine phosphorylation; small GTPase-mediated signal transduction. The transcript is spliced from 15 exons. NCBI's taxonomy places the organism in Eukaryota, Metazoa, Chordata, Actinopteri, Cyprinodontiformes, Poeciliidae. The record is from RefSeq and is a predicted model, not a curated record. Gene Ontology annotation, molecular function: guanyl-nucleotide exchange factor activity; phosphotyrosine residue binding. The coding region runs from base 158 to 2920 and encodes 920 amino acids.